Messenger RNA from Pseudocercospora fijiensis CIRAD86, 2346 nucleotides. RefSeq lists its product as uncharacterized. The record is from RefSeq and is a predicted model, not a curated record. NCBI's taxonomy places the organism in Eukaryota, Fungi, Ascomycota, Dothideomycetes, Mycosphaerellales, Mycosphaerellaceae. The transcript has 4 exons. Bases 1 to 2346 code for a protein of 781 amino acids.
AUGAAGUUCCACCGAUCAUACGCUGUUCUCGAGGAACAGAAUCGUGAGCUACGAACCGAACGAGACGCUUUACUGACACAGCUAGAUGCUGCGCAGAAAGAAAUUGAUACUCUGCAAAAGCAACUUGGCGGAAAGAAAAGACCGACGAGUACGAAGCCGCAGUUUCAUACUGUCGCCGCCAAGCCUCACAAGGCUGUGCCAACACCCCUACGUCCACCCCAGCCAUGGAACGACACACCACAUUUCCCAUCACCAUCUCUAACCGACUACACGCAGCUCGUGUACGACGAUGGGAGGCUCAUCGAUACCGAGUUGCGUAAUGCAAGUUUCAUGAAGCAUACCAUAUCUUCCGCUAGAAAGACUGUAGCUCCAUCGACCGCUAUCGAUGCCGGUAUAAUGUAUACCACAAAGCUCCGACAAGACCAACCCAACCUCUCGGGAACCUCAGUGCCAGAAGCAAAACCGACUCUGCCUUCUCCAACUCCCUCUCCAACCCCUGAGCAAGAAGAUCCCACCCGCCUCGACAACAACCCUCCCGACAACGACUUCUUCACGACCCCAUCAUCCUCAGGCUCCUCAAUCCUCCAACUCCCCUUCACCUCCCAAAUGAACCUCCUAGAAAAAGCCUACGACCUCGCCCGCCAAGCAACAUUCAGCCACAUAAAACAUCACUGGCCACGCGACCAACUCCGAUACUUCCCCGAACACUGGAAACAAAUCCGUUUCGGACUCCAAGAACUCGAAGACUCGAACUUUGGCCUGAGAACCUGCGACCCAUCCAAAUCCGCCAUCGUCUCUGCAAUGUACAGAAUAAUACCUUUGCGGAAUCACGUCUGUCAUCCGGGUUAUGUGCGAGAUUUGAAGAGUUUGGAUGAGCUUUUGGGGGCUGUGGAGGAGCUUUUAGGUCUCCUUGGAGACGGGGAGAAAUGGGCGGCCGAGGAAGUUCAGAAAUUGAGGGGUCGAUUGCAGGAAGAGGCGAAAGAGAUUUUGGCGGAGAUUGAAGGGAGGGAGGGGCUUUCUCGGCUUCCUGAGGCGGAAGCUUGGCCAAUGCAUAUUCAGCAGAUGUUUGAGAGGGUUUUGUUUGAGCCUCAGCGUUGGCAGGAGUUUCCUGAGGGGAUCGUUAGGGCUGCGAGGGAGUGGGAGAUGAGGAAAUUUAGGGUUGGGGAGGAUGACGAGGACUUCGAGGCACGGUUGAAGGAAGCGUGGUCGAGGCAGGAGGAGCGUUUGAGGGAGGAAGCGCGUCGGAGGGAGGAAGCGUGGUCGAGGGAGGCUGUUGGUUCGGACGAUGAUUCUCAGACGUCCCUAGAGUCUGGCAGCGAGAGCCCGACUACGUCGUGGCCAUCAGAUACCACGAGUGCUGCGGAGAUGGAGGAUGACACGCUCGCCGAUCCUAAUGCUGACGAUGAUUGGGACAAGAAAAGAGAAAUCGUGCGCUUUGUCAUAGCAUCACACAACCACAUCAUCACCGCUCGAGGGCACGUUUCUAUAGCGCCAGAACCAGAACGUGAGGAUGGAGUUAGCGAGGCCGAGGAGCGUCACGACGAAGCAUAUGUUUAUCGCUUGAUGCGCGCCAUACAAUCAAAAAGUCGCACAGGACCGCCAGAUCACCGAGCAGAUGAAGAUGAGUGGGCUCGAUUCCAGGCGUGUGAUCAUAAACGAGUCGAAAGCUGGAUCGAGGAGAAUGGAAGCAGGGAAUUCGAGCGCCGGGCGUGGCUGAUUCUUGUCAACGAAAGAUGGACAGAGUUCCGUACAUGCGGUAUCCUGUCCUUUGACGAUGAUUCGCCUUUACAGAAGUCCGAAGCAACCAAAGCAGAUCUGUCGGGCCCGGAAGCGGUAGAAACGGCCGGAAAAGUGUCAGGCGACGUGAAGACCGAGAAUGACGACCGAACAGACCUUGAAAGCACACCCAGCGAGGCUCGUCCUCCCUUCAAACCCGCAGCCUUGCGCCAGACAUCCAAAGUAAAUCAUUUGAGUUCAGCAGGCAGUAUGGACAUGGCUCGUCUGGCUUCGCAGAAAAGACAGGCUCAAGCUGCUGCGACUUCGAGGAAGGCCAAAGCAAAGUUCUCGGAGCCACAAAGCAGAGGGUUCUCGACCAGUGCCCCUAUCAAGAGAAAGCGGGUGAAGGGCGCCGUGCCUUCUGAUGCAGAGAAAGGCGAUGCCCUACGUCAAAGUGGUACUCUACAGCAAAGCAUCAAAAAGACAAGUGCUCCGCGAAAGGCUAGCGAGAAGGAUCCAGCGCUCGCAGCAACUCUAGAGCAAAUGAUCAAGGACAAUAUCGGAAAUUUUCCGGGACACAAGACAAGUCAUCGGCGCGAAAAGACCGGCUUCUUUGGUGCAGGCGGCUGA